UUCUUCGGUGUAAUACUCGUCUCGUCAGUAGUCCAAACACAAAUGGAGUUAGCAGUUGUGCUCGUGGCAGCGUCAGUGGUAGCUACGAAUACUACGCAGUAUUUACUCUUUGCAAAUAACAUCGAACAUUUGACCGACAUAAUAUAUUAGUCUUGAAAGUGCACUUUGGCCGUGAAUAGUUUGGAAAAAAACUACUACGAUGACAUCUAACGACGAGAUAACUUACAUCGUACCCAGUCUGUUGAAAUCGGCUUACCGCGCAUGCAACAAGAUCCAGCGGGACAAGUUUGACGAGCUGGACGUUCUAGACGUUGACUUGCAGGUUUGUUGUGAGUCACUUUUCCAAAUCCUAAAAUUGAACAUGGAAAAUGACUGUCUUGAUUCAUUCGGCGAUAGGCUGUCCAUGUUCCGCAAGGUACAGCACUUCAGCAAUGACAAGUUCAUCAAAAACAUCUGCGAGGAGGCAGCGUUUCACGGACACAUUGACUGUAUGAUGUUCGCUCGUGAAAUUGGCGUUCCUUGGUACAAUUCGGAGUAUUACGGUGAAUCAGCGUGCUCGCAGGCUUCGGGAUCCGGCCACCUCGAUUGCCUGAUUUAUGCACAUGAUAAUGGUAGUGAUUGGGACUGGUCAACGUGCAAGGCAGCCGCCACUGGUGGACAUCUGGUCUGUCUGAGAUAUGCACACGAAAAUGGUUGCUCAUGGGACAAAGAAACGUGUUCUAGUGCUUCAGAAAAUGGACACAUGGACUGUCUGAGAUAUGCACACGAAAAUGGUUGCUCGUGGAACGAAGAAACGUGUUCUAGUGCUUCUAAAAGUGGACACAUGAAUUGUCUUACGUAUGCUCACCGAAAUGGAUGCCCGUGGGAUGAAUAUACAUGUUCUGAUGCUGCAAGAAAUGGACAAAUGGAUUGUCUUAAAUAUGCGCACGAAAAUGGAUGCCCGUGGCAUGAAGAAACGUGUAAAUAUGCAGCAUUAAACGGACAUUUGGACUGUCUGACAUAUGCACACGAAAAUGGAUGCCCGUGGGACGAAUUUACGUGUGCUGAUGCUGCGCUAAAUGGACACAUGGAUUGUCUUAUGUAUGCUCAUGAAAAUGGAUGCCCAUGGGACAGUUAUACGUUUUGUUGGGCUGCCCAAAAUGGACACAUGGAUUGUUUUAUCUAUGCUCAUGAGAAUAGAUGCCCGUGGUCCAUAGGUACGAGUUCUUGGGUUGUUAAAAGCGGCAAUCUCGACUUUCUUCGAUAUGCGCAUGAAAAUGGAUGCCCGAUGGACGAAAAUUUGUGUUCCAUUGCUGUGCGGAGUGGAAAACUUGACUGCCUUCGAUAUGUGCAUGAAAAUGGAUGCACAUGGGACGAUUAUUUGUGUUUUUCGAGGGCAGAACGUGGACAUAUUGACUGUCUUCGAUAUGCGCAUAAAAAUGGAAUCCCGUGGAAUGAAAAUACGUGUUAUUAUGCAGCGUUAUAUGGACAUUUAGACUGUCUUAGAUAUUUACAUGAAAAUGGAUGUCCGUGGGACGAAGAAACGUGUAAUGCUGCUGCGUAUCAUGGACACAUAGAUUGUCUUAUGUAUGCUCAUAAAAAUGGAUGCCCAUGGAACGAAGAAACUUGUUCUAAAACUGUGAAAUAUGAAAACAUGGAUUGUCUUAGAUAUGCUCAUGAAAAUGGAUGUCCUUGGGACGAAAAAACUUGUUAUAAAGCUGCCAAAUAUGGACACAUAGAUAUUCUUAGAUACGCGCAUGAAAAUGGAUGCCCGUGGGACGAAAAUACGCGUAACACAUGGGGUAGAUAUCUGGAAUGAUUAUUAAAUGCACAUAAAAAUGGAUACCCGUGGACCAGAUAUGUGGUGGUGUUGAAAAAAAAACUUAAAAAUUUAGAAGGAUAAAAUGGAUUUUUAAAAACAUUCAAACUUUUAAAAUAUUCAGUGUCCUACGUAAAAUGGAGUCACCCGGUAUACAUUUUAUUUUAAAAUAUAUUGAUUGUAUCUUAUAAUAUGUGAAUUGACAAUAAGCGUCAGGUCCUCAGGUGCACAAUUUAGUGAUGCUCACUCUACGGUAGAGCUAUAGAUGAUAUAAGAAAUAUUAUUUCAUCCAAAAGUAUUUAUUUAAUAUUUUUAUUUUUAAUAGUGAUAAUUUAUAAGUAAAUUAGAAUAAGCUAUUAAUGGUACAUGAUAUAAAUGUUUUGCAUUGAAAAAAAUGUUAAUAAUUAUAUUGUGAAUUGUAAGGUUAUGUGCUGUAUUUUACAUUAGUGGACUGUAUAAUACCUACGGGAAAAAUUAUCGACAUAUUAAGUUAAUUAUUCAAACUGGAAUAUAAAAUUAAAAUGUUUAUCGUUGUGUUAAAUGA
Messenger RNA from Acyrthosiphon pisum (pea aphid), 2342 nucleotides. RefSeq lists its product as uncharacterized. The transcript has 2 exons. The record is from RefSeq and is a predicted model, not a curated record. The coding region runs from base 200 to 1798 and encodes 532 amino acids. Lineage: Eukaryota; Metazoa; Arthropoda; Insecta; Hemiptera; Aphididae. Gene Ontology annotation, molecular function: protein binding.